Messenger RNA from Pogoniulus pusillus (Red-fronted tinkerbird), 1597 nucleotides. It is a transcript of the gene YRDC, whose product is annotated as yrdC N6-threonylcarbamoyltransferase domain containing. Lineage: Eukaryota; Metazoa; Chordata; Aves; Piciformes; Lybiidae. Gene Ontology annotation, cellular component: cytoplasm. The coding region runs from base 8 to 790 and encodes 260 amino acids. Gene Ontology annotation, molecular function: tRNA binding; nucleotidyltransferase activity; double-stranded RNA binding. Gene Ontology annotation, biological process: regulation of translational fidelity. The record is from RefSeq and is a predicted model, not a curated record. The transcript has 6 exons.
CUGGUGCAUGCUGCGCGUGGGGCGGGCAGCCCUGGCGGCGCUGGCUCGGGCCGGGGAGGAGGCUCCGGGCCGGGACCCGGGCCCGGGCCGCGCUUGCGGUGCCCGCCUGAAGCGGCUACCGCCCGGCGGCGGGACCCGGCCGGACCCGCAAGGCUGGAGGGAGGCGGUGGCAGCCGCUGCCGGUGCCCUGCAGGCAGGUGGGCUGGUGGCGGUGCCGACGGACACGGUGUACGGCGUGGCCUGCCUGGCCCAGGACUCCGGCGCUGUGCGAAGCAUUUACAGCCUGAAGGGGCGGAACGGAAAGAAGCCGCUGGCCAUCUGCCUCGGGGACGUGGACCACCUCUACAGGUACUGCCAGGUGAAUGUGCCUGAUGAGUUGCUGCGGGACCUGCUUCCAGGACCUGUGACCCUGGUCUUGAAACGUUCAGAAGAACUGAAUAAAGACUUGAAUCCUUUCACGUCGCUGGUUGGUGUUCGUGUCCCAAACCACCCCUUUAUCAGGGAGCUGGCACGGGCCUGCUCUGGACCACUGGCAUUAACGAGUGCCAACAUCAGCUGCCAAGGGAGCACACUGGCUGUGUCGGAAUUCCAAGACCUAUGGCCUCAGUUGUCCUUAAUCAUCGAUGGAGGCCCCAUAGGGGACAUCCAGAGCCCAGAGUGUCGUUUGGGGUCCACUGUGGUUGACUUGUCUGUGUCAGGGAAGUUCAGCAUCAUUCGUCCUGGCUGUGCUCUGGCAUCCACGGUUGAGAUCCUGAGGCAGAAGUAUGGCCUGACACCAGAGUCACCUUGAGACUUCAGACUGAGGAGGCUUUGCAGAGCUGCUGGAGCUGGGCACUGUGUGCCUGUGUGCUCAGGAGGUGGGCACUGGUGGCCUUGUUUAGUGAGGUCAAUGGAUUAUGUCAAGGUUAAUAAACACAAGAUUUAGGGGGGAGAGAAAGAAAAAAGAUAAGUCCAGGAGCAGCAGGUGGUGGGUAUCUGCUAAUUUGUGUCUCCUCUGCUACAGUCUGGGAGACCAACCCAGACAGGUCUGCUGAGCUGUGUGCUGUACCCUUCCCAGAUCCCUGCCUGCUUCAUUCAUGUGAUUAGGCUUUUGAAAUCCAGUGAUGUGAGCAUCAGACUGCUCCAAGAUGGAGUGAUGGUGUCUGACCCACCCUCCCCAUCACACCUAGCCCAGGUCUUUGUUUAUUGUCUCUGCACUUAGAGAAGCAAAGAUGGAAGAGAGGCUUUUCAAGCUCUCACAGUGUCCCUGCUGUGGGGUCCACUGACCAUUUUUCUGUUCCAAAUGUCUAAACCUCCAAAACAAAACUUAACCACUGAGUGCUGUUGAGAAUGAAGAGUAUUCACUCUUCACUGUCUGGACCAGAGCUGCUCAGAACUGGCUUCCCUGGAUACAACUGAGAACAAGCUUUUGGUGUGAUCUUAGUGGACCUCCCACUCUCCAUAUUCUCAAAGCACUGCUGAGCCAGAAGGCAGUGGGCAAUGGAUGAAAGUUUCUGCUGGUUAUUUACUCUUCAUGCAAUGCAAACUGUAUGGAACUGCUUUUAAUUUAAACAUUGGUGAACAAUUUGCACGGUUUGAGUAUAAAUGCUGCUUUUUA